AUGUCUUUAUUGAAAUCUGCGAUUUUGCUCAUGGGCUCGGCUGCGCUGGUCGCAGGCCACGGCUACGUGAGCAGCAUUGAGGUUGACGGUACAACCUAUGGUGGUUAUCUCGUCGAUACCUACUACUUUGAGAGUGACCCACCAGAGCUCAUUGCUUGGUCCACCAACGCCACUGACGAUGGCUACGUUGCUCCUACAGACUAUGAUAGUGUGAACAUCAUUUGUCACAAAGGCUCUGCACCAGGUGCAUUGGCUGCGCCUGUGACUCUUGGUGGUACAGUCAAGCUGACCUGGAAUACCUGGCCGUCCGAUCACCAUGGCCCAGUCAUCACUUACCUUGCCAACUGCAACGGUUCCUGCGCCGACGUGGACAAGACUGCACUGGAGUUUUUCAAGAUUGAUGCAGGUGGCAUGAUCAAUGAUACUGUGAUCCCUGGUUCCUGGGCUUCUGAUGACCUGAUCGCCGACGACUACUCCCGCACCAUCACGAUCCCGACCGAUAUCGAGGCUGGCAACUAUGUACUCCGCCAUGAGAUUAUCGCUCUUCACGGCGCCGAGGAUCUAAACGGAGCACAGAACUACCCCCAGUGCAUCAACCUGAAUGUGACUGGUGACGGAACGGCCACUCCUAGCGCUGAACCUGCCACUAGUUUCUACAAGGAUACAGACCCUGGUAUCUACAUUGAUAUCUGGCAGACUAUCAGCACCUAUACUAUCCCCGGUCCCACUCUAUACACUACUGGCAGUACUGCCACCGCUGCCGCUGCUGUUUCCUCCACCACUACUACUGCAGUUGAGGCGACCCAGACAUCUUCAUCUGAUACCUCAAGCGAGACUCCGGCUACUUCAGCCCAAAGCUCUGCUGUCCAGCCCACUGCAACGGCCAGUUCAUCUUCGAACAGUGGCACAAGCAGCACCGGCAGCAGCAGUGGUAACUCAUGCUCAGGCGAAUCAGGCAACAGCGAUUCCUCUUCAUCUGACGAGACUCCCUCCUCUACUACUACUGUCGCAGCUACCACAAGCACCGCAUCCAGCUCCUCCGCUAUUACUUCUGGUGUCCUGAGUGGAUCUUGCACUGAAGAGGACUAUUGGUACUGCAAUGACGGCACUGCAUUCCAGCGCUGCGUGAACGGCGAAUGGGAUUCGUCCCAGAGCAUGGCUGAUGGAACUGAGUGCACUGCUGGAAUUUCCGAGACCUUGUCCAUUUCUGCGUCUAGCAAAAAGCGGGCCUACACUAGUGACAUGCAUCGUCGUCUUGCACGACGCCGUCACGAGUAA
This is a messenger RNA of Penicillium malachiteum, 1278 nucleotides long. RefSeq names its product lytic polysaccharide monooxygenase auxiliary activity family 9 protein. The record is from RefSeq and is a predicted model, not a curated record. The transcript has a single exon. Bases 1 to 1278 code for a protein of 425 amino acids. Lineage: Eukaryota; Fungi; Ascomycota; Eurotiomycetes; Eurotiales; Aspergillaceae.